Molecule: messenger RNA, 1304 nt
Organism: Archocentrus centrarchus (flier cichlid)
Lineage: Eukaryota; Metazoa; Chordata; Actinopteri; Cichliformes; Cichlidae
Product: flocculation protein FLO11-like
Exons: 5
Coding region: 111-605 (164 amino acids)
Source: RefSeq, a predicted model, not a curated record
GCAGCUGCUCAGACUUUGCCCCUCCUGCAGGAAACUGUCGCUCAGCCGCCGAUGCUGCGACCAGCCGAGGAGCUUCACAGCAACCACUCCUCUCACUGCAGGUGUUCAUCAUGAAAUCUUCAGCACCACCUCCUCCAUCAGCAUCUUCAGCAUCAGCAUCUACCUCAGUCACAGCUGUGAAGCAGCUGGUCUCCUCUUCAUCUCCUCCUCCUCCUCCUUCUAGUCUGUCUCUAAGAAGUCCAGAGCUGCAAGCAGAGUUUCUAAGAGAGCGCCGGAACAAGUUUCAGUCUCCCAGCGACACCAGUGAAUCCAGCGGGGUCUCCUCCACCACCUCCCCCCUAUCCUCCCCCUUCAGCCUCACUCCUUCCUCGUCCCCCUCCAGCUCCUCAUGCUCCUCACCGUCCCCUGGCUUUGACAACAGACAAGCUCGUCUGUCGCUGUCCAGCCCCGAGCUCCUCUCUGAGCUGAAGGAAUCCAGGAACCGCUCCCUCCGACAUGUCCCCGCCCACAAGGGGAUGACCACUGUCUUCUCAGGGCGAGGACGAGGACAGACUUCUGGCUCCACCCCGCCCACCACCCCAGCCAAUCAGAGAGUUUCUCGCUGACUUUACGAGUCAACCUGACCCAGACUGUGGACUCUAAUUCUGCUUUAGUAAUUAUUUAAUGCAGCGCCACAAGCUGAAUGGUAUCAAUGCUGAAAGUGGACACACUCAUCAUCCUCGCCUGUCCUCAAACCAAGAACAGAGAGCCUGAGGAGAUUUUUACAUGCUCACAAUUCAAAUCAAAAGCAUUUAUUUAAUGCGGCCUCUGCAGGCUGGACUGUAAAUGUACGAGCUAGUUUCUGCUUAUCUCACUGCUGAGGGUCCUGAAGACCAAAGCUUGAAGGUACAAGUUGGUGUUGACUGAGCUCGAGCUCAGAUUGUCUAAUGAGGCAGCUCCUGAACGGUUAUUAUUUUUCCAUCCAUGCAAACACUGAUUCGCGUGUUUUCUUGCAUAUACACAUGAAAAAAGUUGUUUUUUCAUAUUACAGUACACAUUGUUGUCAGAGUUUCUAAUUCUGAGGUAAAUGGACUGUAUGUAAACCUGUGAGCAAUUAAAACUCCUGUUCCAAUGAUUUCUUCAGCCACUUUUGUGGUCCAGGAUUCAGCCAAUCAGAAUUCUGUUUCAGAGCACCUUCCUACAGGACCGAGUGAUGAAGCUUCAACCAAAACUCACUUCCUCUAAUGUCCAAACACCAAAAGGAACUCCAACCCCAUCAAUGCCCGUGUCCAACAUGUUUACAGCCUGAUACAAUAAAAAUCAAU